AUGUGUCGCCCACCGAGCCAGUCCGACGCUCCGGCUCAAAUAAUUUCGGGGCUCAUCUGGGCCAUGCCGGUCAGGAUCUGGCAGUUGGGAGCUUCCCUCAAGAUAUACAUGAAGUGCGCUCCUGCGGUUGAGACCUUGCGACUUUGUGUCAAGUUCGGACAGGGUGACGAAGUACACAUCAACAAGCUGCCGGUAGACCUUCUGGAGGAAGUCGUCGACCAGAUUUGGGCUCAAGCACAUCCAGAUAGCAUCGAAGACACGCGAGCCUGGAUAGACGGCCUGUCUUGCUUUCGGGCGGAAUGUUCAGUCCAGAACCACCUUCGCGGGGAGUAUCUCAGGAAGGCUCAGAUUGAAUACUUCUCUGAGCACCUUGUCCUUCAGUCCGGAUGGCCUGAGAAUCCGGACAAGUGGGCCCUGUACAACUUCAUAAAAGAGAAAAAGAGAUGGAGUUUCAACAACACAUACUUGGGAGCAGAAGAGAAAGCCAACGAGAGGGAGAAUCUUGCAGAAGGCAGUUUCGUAAAGUAUGACAAGUUAUUGAAGGACUUUGGCCUUCAGGCAAUGAUCAUUCACCACUCGGUAGAACCAGAAACCUCAUGGAACGGAAUGCUUGAAGGCACUGGUUACGACCGCAUGUACAACACAACAUGCUACCUUGUUCUCCCACCGCGUUUGUCCAAAGAGUGUAGACGAGAUGUUACAGCACCUACCACUUACAUCCCUGGUCUUGUGCCGCCUCAUAUGUCGGGUGCCCCCGAUAAUUUCCUGACGAGCUCAUUCAUCGACAUGUCCUCACUGGCGCUUCGAGAGAAGGAUAAAUUGCGAUUCGGCCGUGUGAGACGCGUUCUAAACUUGACCCCCUACGCCCACCUUUCACAGCUUAAAUCAACAAUCUCCGCUCACUCCGCCAGCUUCGAAAUGGACAAUGAGAUCUCUGGGUAUAUGAAGCGACCAGGAGAAAUACCGCCACUAUAUACACGAACCGAGAGGGAAGCUCGGAGCCAAGCUCGGCAGGACGAAAAUGAGCUGCACCGAAAAAAGAUAAGGGAGACUACUUGGCCGCAACUUCUCAGCUUGACAAGAUCAAACCUCCUAUUCACCGUUUGACCACUUGACUACUUGACUAUGCCGAACUCCCUCCAAGUACCCAAGCGGUAGCAAGAAACGCCAACAAGGAAUAUUCCUACUGCUGAAGAGCCGGGAAGGGAACAGUAUCACUUAGAUGAGCUUCUGGGUAUGCUAGAAAGACCUCGAAGCACCCUGAACAGUAGGGGAAAAGAAUACACAAACCAAGCAAUACAAACCAAUACCAAACCAAAUGAUCAAGAAUGGUAUUCCUUCCAUGCUCUACAUCGUCGAGAUCCGCAACCCCUCCAGCAACCCAACUGCCUCCUCAAAAUCCCCC
Messenger RNA from Mytilinidion resinicola, 1405 nucleotides. RefSeq lists its product as uncharacterized. The transcript is spliced from 4 exons. Lineage: Eukaryota; Fungi; Ascomycota; Dothideomycetes; Mytilinidiales; Mytilinidiaceae. The coding region runs from base 1 to 1107 and encodes 368 amino acids. The record is from RefSeq and is a predicted model, not a curated record.